This is a messenger RNA of Brachypodium distachyon (stiff brome), 5632 nucleotides long. RefSeq lists its product as uncharacterized. Lineage: Eukaryota; Viridiplantae; Streptophyta; Magnoliopsida; Poales; Poaceae. The transcript is spliced from 9 exons. Bases 347 to 4945 code for a protein of 1532 amino acids. The record is from RefSeq and is a predicted model, not a curated record.
GGCUGAGCGAGAGAGAGACAGAGAGCUGCUAGUAUUAGCUUCCGCCUCCUUCCCCCCUCCGUCUCUCUCUGGCUUUGCUAGCCGCUCCGGAGCUCGAAACCCUCGCCAUUUGGCCGCCGCACGCCGAACCCUAAGCCCCCCCCACCUACCGCCCGCGACCCCCCCCGCGUGAGGACUCCUCCCGCGCCGCCGGCCCUGGAGCCGAGGGACGCCGAUCCCGAUCCGCCCCCACUGCGCGCCGCGCCGAUCGAGGCUACAGUACAGACAUAUUACAGCUUGAGUAAAGUCUCAUCAGUACGGGACAGUUCACGCUUUCAAGGGCAUUAGACCUGUAGGGCCUUUGGAAAUGUCACAGUUUCACCACACACAGCAUGGCGGUGAUAGUGAUUUUCAGAUGUGGCAACAGCAGCAGAUGUACAAGCAAUUGCAGGAGUUCCAAAGACAGCAACAUGUACAGCAGCUUGAUCAUGGAGCCAGGAUGCAGACCUCUUUCGGACAGUUUCAAGCAUCAGCAAAAGCAGUGCCAGCUGAUCAAUUGCCAGCGAUAUCAAAUGAAACACCAAACAAUGAGUCCGCGCCUUACGCAUGGUCACAUAAUUUUGCUAGCGGUGACCCAAGGUUGUCAAGCAACCCUCAAAUGUUGAAUGCUAGCAGUAACACAAAUUGGGAGCAGUAUGGUGGUGCUCCUGGCACGGGCAAUUUCAUAAAUGGUUCAGUAUUUCCGAACACUCAAAGUCAACCGAUGAGACCGAUGGGGUUGGCUACACACCAAAUGAACCAUUCCUUUUAUCCAAUACCUGCUACUAGCAGAGGUGGGUCUGGAAACCAGUACCCCCAGUUCUUGGGGAUCCCAGCUGAUCUCCAGAAUGCAAUGACAAGGGCAGGUACACAUCAGUCUGAAAAGGCAUCAAGGCCAUUUAGCUCUUUAAUGGAUGAACCCGGUUCACAAGAGAAAGGUGCUUCCAGUUCUAUGCAGAAUUUCCCUGGAAAGGGAGGUUUCUUUAGCAACAGUUCCUUACAAGGUCAAGGUGCUAGUACCAAGGCAGGCAGCCCUGUUCCAGUGAAUCAUCUACGACAUGGUUUUCAACUCCAAGAUUUUCAUGGUAGGCCAAACCAAGUUGAUUUUCAAAUGGGCAUGCAAGAGAAAUCAACAAUGCAGGUAGGGCCAGCAAGUGGUGGGGCUAGCCUUGACCCUACUGAGGAGAAGUUCCUGUUUGGGGAUGACGAGGAUAGCAACUGGGGAGCUUUGUUGAAGGGAGACAAUGAUCAUGGUAAUUCUUUAGAUAAUAAUAACUUUGGCGGUGCUUUGCCAUCUCUGCACAGUGGGAGCUGGAGUGCCCUUAUGCAGGAAACACUACAGUCUACAACCAGCAACAAUAGUCCUAAAGAAGAAUGGAGUGGCCUGGGUGUGCAUAAAACUGAACAGGCAAUUGCCAACAAUUCAACUUUACCAGGUCGUGACCAGAGUAAGCUUGUGGCAUUAAGUGCAACAAACCUACACAAUGCACAGCCUUCGUCAGCAUCUAGCUAUGCUGAUGGAAGUAUGAAUAAUCCAGAUUUUGCUAGCUUUCAGCAUGCUACAAGAACUCCUUAUGAGCAAAGAGACAAAGCGCCACAUGAAUCUUCUCGUGCUACCGCUACCGACCAUCAGUCAGCUGCAGAAGUCAAUAAUGGAUAUAUUCAGCAGAGCAUGAAGCAAAAGCAAUCCGAGGAAUAUGGAAGACAAGAUCAGGUGCACUUAUCAAAUGGCAAUUGGGCUCAUCAGAAAUCUGAAAUGCCAAGAAAUAAUUCACACUCAACUGGUGCACCGUCAAGUGCACAUGGAUUUUGGAUGUCGCAACAAAAUGCAGUUGAUCGUAAUAUCAACCAAGAGUCCAGUAAUAGCCAAAAUGACUGGAAAAUCAACAGUCCCCUGGGACAAGACAUCAGUAGUAGUAACCAAAAUGUCUUUAAUAGUGAUGGAAACUUUUGGAAGCUGAGUGGUGGUAAUGCAAAUUUAGCCCAUAGGCUUCAGCAGAUGAAGCCUGAUGUGCAAAUCCCAAAGGACAGUUCUGAUGGCAAAGGUGUCAGUAUGAUGGGCUCAAGCAUGCCAGCAAUAAAUCCAAACCAGCACCAGAUGGUUAUUGGUCGAACCGGUGAGCAUGUUGGAAUAAACCAUAAUAUUUCACGUAGGGGUUCAGAAACCUCAGAAUCACUAAGGAGAAGUGCAGAGCCAAGACCGAAUGAUGGCAGCCAGGAGUACCAGACUGCAAUACACACAGAAAGGCAAGGGAGCAUCUUAAACCAUGGACAGCAUGUGAGCAGCGACCUUGCUGCCAGGAGGCAUUCCUUCUUUGCUGGAAAGGAAUCCCAAUCUUUAGGUCAAUCUAGCCAGCAAACAACGGGAUCUUACAUGUUGCAGAAUCAUGCAAUGGACAACACAGGGGUGAACAUUAGGCAUUCUCCGGGUAAUCCAGUUUCCAAUAAUCAGUUUCCACCUCAGUCACUUCAGGCACAAAAUAACAUGAAGCCUCGGUUUAUCACCAACUCCCAGGUUGCUGGCAAUAUGGCUUCAGUUAAUGAGAAAAUGCUGGCCGGUGAUGAGCACUUUAAAUCCCGACAUGGUGUCCCUAACAGUUCCAGUGCAUCACCCUACGGAGGAUCUGAUGCUGGUCUGUCUCAAAACAGAGCAGUUCAGAACAGUCAACAUAUGCUUCAACUUCUUCACAAGGUGGACAACUCAACAAAUAGCAAUGCAGCUGCAGACGUGCCCAGCAGUUCUCUUGAUAAUGUUGCUACUUCCCAGCAACAAUUUAGUCAAUCUUCUUUGCAAGGAUUCGGAUUAAGAUUAGCACCACCAUCCCAAAGACAGUCAACUUCAGAUAAUUUAUGGUCUAGUCAGGGUAAUGUUGAUGGCAAGCUUGCUGAACACUCAGCAAGGGGAGAUCACCAGCUACCUUCCGCUGCUUCCCAGUAUUUGUCACCUGCUCUUCCAAGCUCACAACCAACACCAUUUCACUCUUCAGAAAUGGGUACUGCUGGACAGCCAGCUGGACAUUUCCCCCAGUUAACUCCAGGCCAGCAAUAUCCUGUGCCAGACGCAAGAUCUGGUUCUGUAUCCAUGCCUCAGCAAGGCAGCUCAGCAACAGUGUUCAAGAAUGUUUGGACAAACAUAUCAGCGCAACGUUUAGCUGGUAUCCAAUCUAACAAGAUUACACCCAACAUUCUGCAGUCUAUGAUGUUUUCCAAUAACGCUUCAGAUUCCAACUUAUGGGGCUCAAAGAAGGCAGACGACCAAGGACAGAAGGCAUCAACUCCAUCUGAUGCUGCCACGAGUUCUGCCAAUUCACAUAGCCAAGAGACAAAACAAGCUGUGGACAGUGAUGCAGGGUUAACCUCUUCUGAGAUCGCAAAUUUUGAUUCGACUGGUGCUACUGUAUCCAGAGGGAAUCAACCCCUGCAGAAGCAUUCUUCAGACGUGAACUUUGCCAUCCCUGCUUCAUCCUUGGCUCAAUUGCGUCAGCAGGGCAUCAUGAACCCUAGACAAGGAGAGAACCCUUUAGCUAACUUUCAGGUUAUGAAUACUCACAGUGCGGGAACUAAUGGUAGUGGCAUUGGGCUACAUGGAAGCCCAAUACCUUCGAACAUCACGCAGCAAAAUUUCUCUCUGCUGCAUCAAAUGCAAGCAUUGGGCCAUGUGGAUAUUGAUCCGAACAAUACAACUGGAAAGAUGCUUAAACAAACCGAGUCAGGUUCUGAUGCAUCGCACAUUGACUGGAAGUCUGCUCAGAGGUUUGCACAUGGAGCCAAUAAUUCAGUCAAGUCGUCCAUAGAUAACAUUAACGGUGCUAGCGUCCAAGGGUCAUUCCCUUCAGACAUGAAAAUGCUUAGCUUUGCUCCUAGGAACAAUGAGGAGAGAAGUACAAGCAUACCUUCCCAGAUACCUUCUAGAGAACUUCCCUCUCAUGGUAUGGUUGCGCGGAAUGAUCAUCAAAGUCAAGUUCAAUCUCUUGGGACAAAUGCAGCAUCAAAUUUGAUUGAAAGAAGUGAGAGACCUGGGAUAAACCCUCAAAUAGCACCUUCUUGGUUUAAUGCGCAGAACCGUUCUGUGUUUAAUGCGCAGAAGAACCUAACACCACCACAUCAUGUUCCAAAAGCUUCUUGGUGCAUGGAAAAUAACUCCCCAGAGCAUAGAGCUGAUUCUGGCCAGUCUGUUAGGCCUUCAGUGCCUUCCAGUAUGAAGGCAGCUAUGGUGAGAAGGCCAAAGAAGCGCAAAUAUACAGAAUAUGCCCUUGUUUCUUGGCAUAAAAUCACUGAAGGCACCCAAAAGUUGAGAAAGAUGAGCACGAAUGAGAUGGAUUGGGCUUGGGCAGCAAAUAGAUUAAUUAAGAAGGCUGAGGAUGACUUAGAAAGUUUGGAAGAUGUCCCUGUGCACUAUUUACCGCGCAAAAGGUUAAUUAUGACCACACGGUUGAUUCAGGAAGUUUUCCCUGCUAUACCAGCAACAGUUCUCAGAGCACAAGCUAUAUCAGCUUAUGAAAGUGCAACAUUCAAUAUAGCUAUGGUCACACUAAGGGACUCAUGCAUCAUCUCAUCAGAUAACUCUCGUGCUCUUGCAGAUAAUGAAAAUAACCCAUCUGAACAAAGAACAAGUGCCAAGCAAAUGGAAGACAAGUUCUCAAAGGUUGUGGAAGUCUUUGCUGGAAGAAUCAGGAAAAUGGAAAAUGACUAUCUGAGCUUGAAUAUGAGGGCUUCGAUGCUGGAUAUGCAUCUGGAGUGCCAGGAUUUGGAAAGGAUUUCUAUUGUAAAUCGAUUGGGAAGAUUCCAUGGCCGGAACCAUGCGGCGGGAGUCGACCCGUCAUCAGUUUCACAGAUGGUUCCUCGCAGAAUCUUCCCAGAUAGACAUGUCAUGUCUUUUGCUGUGCCUGGAAAUCUUCCUGAAGGGGCGUUCUGUUUGUCACUCUGACUAGUGCAUUGAUUUCUUGCAUUGUUCUUCGACUUCUCAGAUGAGUUGCACCCUGUGAUUCCAAUGCUCUUUUGGCGUCAUAGAGAACAGUCGGGUCCAGGGGUUAUUUGGAAAUCUCAACCAUCGGAUGCCAAGAGGAUGAUGCCAAGGGUGUCCAGCCGAUCAACUCAGUGGGGGCUGAUGUUGUUUUUCCCUUGUAUCAAGUAUAGGUCCCUGUAUAUUGUGGAAAAAGUAAGGGAAAAACCGUGGACCUCUGCAUCAUUUUUCUGAUCAAGGAAGAGUAUUAGCUUCAUAAUUUGUUAGACAAGUCCAUGCUUACUAGCUUAGUACAUCUAGCGAAAAUUUUCGCUACUUGUCAUCUUUUUAUCCAUGAUGAUGAAGUGUUUGUUGGCAGGUUAGAGGGGUGAAUAAUAACGAGAGCCUCCCUCUGGGUUCCUUUGUUCCUUUAGGAUGGGAUGCAAAAUUGGCUAGUGCAUGUGUCCGGUCGAACUGACCUCCCCUUGUUAGUCAGCAAUUAAUUACUUGUGUUAUGUAGUAGUGCUGAAAGCAUUCAUGGAACGAACGGCGGGUGAGGUGCUUGUAAAACUGCUGUUGUAAUUUUAAUCCCCGCUAUGUUGGAAGCCCUAAUGGGUUCUUGUAAAUUUAAAGUGCAAUUAUUACCGAGGCUAGUGACUUGCAUUUUUCAUA